This is a messenger RNA of Adineta steineri, 504 nucleotides long. NCBI's taxonomy places the organism in Eukaryota, Metazoa, Rotifera, Eurotatoria, Adinetida, Adinetidae. The record is from the annotation of a GenBank genome assembly.
AUGAUUCCUCAAGCAGCAUUCCAUGAAUUUUUAGCGAAAACUCUCCGAAAAAUCACUGUUUUCGGCAGGAAUCCUGUCGGAAAAUGUCAAGAAUUUGGUCCUGGAAUCGUUUCCAUGCCGGAUUGUUCGACCUGGCAAACACUAUUAUCUUUAUUAGAUUCUGUUUAUUUAAUUACAUCUGAUCGAUUAGAAACAAGAAGAUUUAAUGCUGAUGAAUUAUAUUUAACUUUGCAGUUUUUUAACUUUAUAUCGAAACAAUUAAUUAUAUAUUAUAGAGAUAGAUGGUUUAGUAAAAUGAAAAAUUCAACUCAAUCGCCAACAUCUUUAUUUGUUGAUAAUACAAACAACUGUAGAUCGUCAUAUGUCAGUCAAUGUCGACAAAAUUAUAGUAAACCACUUAUACAUAUACUAGUCUUUGAAGGUACAACAUCACUCAUUUAUUUUGAUAUUGAAUUAUUUGAAGAAAUGGAUUCAUUAUCAUCAUCAUCAAAUAACAUUGAUUAA